CCUACCUCGCUCAGUUUCUUACUAGCUCCUCUCCUCCAGGGCCAGAUCACAGACCUGAACAACUGACAGCCACUCACAGUGGCACCAGGAGCCCAGACACACAGAGGCGAACAGAAGGCACCCAGGAACUUCCUGCAGCCAUGCUGGCUCUCAGACUGCUCUUUUUGGGCCUGCUCACGGCAGUGCCACCUGCCAGCUGCCAACAAGGAAUAGGAAACUUGCAGCCCUGGAUGCAGGGUCUCAUCGCCGUGGCCGUGUUCCUGGUCCUGGUAGCAAUUGCCUUCGCUGUCAAUCGCUUCUGGUGUCAGGAGGAGCCGGAGCCCACGAACACUGUCAUGUUGGUUGGAAAGAAGGAAGACGGGAUGCUGGCGGGGACAGAUGGAAGAUACUCCUCCAUUGCAGCUGGCUUCAGGUCCAGUGAGCAUGAGCACGCUUAUGAGAACAUCUCCCCGGAGGAGGACAAGGUCCGGAGCACCCCCAUGUGAUCCCUGCCCUGAGGCUCCCGAGCAUGAGUGAUCAACCGGCCACCGCCGCCGCCUUCUGUGUGCAGAAAUCUACCGUCCAGGGCCAUCGCCCUCUGACCCCCACGCCGGCCCUGCCCUCCCUGAACUAGAGCAGCCUGCCUUGGGGCGCGGAUUGUGUCCAGGUUGGGGCUUGAUUGUGGCCCUGCAGUCUCCCAGGGGGACUCCCACGAGAUUCAGAAGCACUCUUUGUAAAGAACAGUCAGUCCUGCCAUCCUGUCUCCCAUUUCCUCCCCACAACUCUGGAAAUGGCCUUUAUUUCUGUGAAAUAAAGACUUAUAUACUUCUGGGGCGGAGGAUCCCAGGGCUAAGAAA
This is a messenger RNA of Echinops telfairi (small Madagascar hedgehog), 836 nucleotides long. RefSeq names its product PDZK1 interacting protein 1 (gene PDZK1IP1). The transcript is spliced from 4 exons. NCBI's taxonomy places the organism in Eukaryota, Metazoa, Chordata, Mammalia, Afrosoricida, Tenrecidae. The record is from RefSeq and is a predicted model, not a curated record. The coding region runs from base 141 to 485 and encodes 114 amino acids.